AUGUCUGUUCAAGGGAUGGAUGUUCUGUCAACAAGCAGACAGUUAGAAACUAUGUCUAAUGGGGCCACAAUGAGCACAGAUGCGAAAGAUGGGUUUGGGCCUUCACUUACUGAAAUUCUACCCAUCGAAAUGAUCCAGACCGUCUGCAAAUACCUCCACAUAAAAGAUAUACUUAAUUUUCGAUUAAUGAGCAAUAUUUGUGCCGCAGCUGGUAUCGAUCGUCUCGCCGAAAAUAUAUAUGUUAUAUUCACCAGAGAGAGUUUCGAAAAACUUCUUAAUAUCUCAAAACAUCCCAGGAUGUCGAAACGUGUCCUGGCUAUACACUACGACCCGUUGAGAAUGAGAGCAGUUGGUGAAGAUGAUUACAACCAUCUCCUGAGAGACAUGGAAUUACAGCCAGGAUCGGAGUCCCUGACCAAGAUGGCUCGUGGUUUUGAAGCUCGCAAUAAGAUUUGUGAAGAACAAGAUUUUAUGGUGAAGAGCGAAUUCAGUAGCUUCGUAUUUUCACAAGUGCUGCCAAAGCUCAGCUUCUUGAAAAGUUUCACCAUGGUAGAGUAUAAACCCAAACAAUCUAAUCAUUUACGGUUGGAUGUCAAGCCUACACCAACUUUCUGUAACAGUAUGGGUCAUAAUGCGAGGUAUCACAAAGAAGCUUCGAUAUUUCUUGCCGCUGCUGCUAACGCUGGUACAAAAUUGGAGUACCUCUACCUUGAAAGGUUUAAUCUGAAUACGCUAUUUGGCGCUUCCAUUGGCACGAAUACCACACUUCCAUAUGGGCCGGAUGCUCGGUAUCUUCGCCAUCUUUAUCUCUGGAGAAUGAUGAGUCCUACUUCCAAGUCUAAUCAUAGAUUGAAGCAACUCCUACAAGCUACAUCCAAUCUCGAAUAUCUCGCCAUCACAGAACAAUUCGAUGACACGGAAUUGACGAAAAUAGACUGGGAUGAAAUCAUAGUGGGUCUAACAAUGCCACGUCUGAAAAGCGUGGAUUUCUGGUCUAUGGUGGCCAGUAAAUCAUCGCUUACCGAAUUUCUUCAAAGACAUGCCAAAACUCUAAGAAUUCUAAAGCUCCGGUUUUGUUCCUUGAAAGAAUCCAUUCUCGACUGGGGAGAAGUUUUUGAUGUAAUAAAGAGUGACUUGACCCUUAAGGAAGUGCAUUUCUGCUGGUUGGGAUGUCUUUUGCCCGAAGACCAGCACGAUUUUGACAAAGAGGUCCGUUUGGAACACGUUUACCAUGGCAAUAACUUUCACUUACUACUCGAAGAUUGUCUUAUUCGCAAGAAUCUCUUUGCUAAAGAGUUAUCUCUCUCACCGAGCGAACUAUGGCAGAACUAUAUCCUCUAUCUGAAAACAGAGAAACCAAAGGCAAUGGCAAGGCUGGCAGAACUUGAGUCACAAGAUCUUACGUGGGACUUUGAAAAUGACGAGGACAAGCGACUCUUUGGGUUCAUGAUACGGGUGUAG
Molecule: messenger RNA, 1461 nt
Organism: Botrytis deweyae
Lineage: Eukaryota; Fungi; Ascomycota; Leotiomycetes; Helotiales; Sclerotiniaceae
Exons: 2
Coding region: 1-1461 (486 amino acids)
Source: RefSeq, a predicted model, not a curated record